AUGACGGAGGUUUCAUCUACCCGACUCUAUCUUGGGAAUCUUCCCCGCAAUGUCACCAAACAGGAUAUCGAGGAACACUUCAGUACUCAUGGCUCCGGUAAGAUUACGGAGAUCAAGCUGAUGAACGGCUUUGGCUUCAUCGAAUAUGAGGAUGCCAUGGAUGCUCGUGACGUUGUACCGGAUGGCAGUGACUUCAAAGGCGAGCGACUGACAGUGCAGUUUGCUCGCGGUCCUCGACGCAAGGAGAACUUCCCUGGUCCCCCGGAUCGCCCGGCGGUUCCUCGUCCUCGUCGCACCAUGUUCCGGAUGCAGAUCUCCGGUCUUCCUGAAACUAGUUGGCAGGACCUGAAAGACUUUGCUCGCCAGUCAGGACUGGAUGUGGUCUACUCCGAGACCGGCCGUGAACAAGGCAGAGGGUUUGUUGAAUUCGAAACUGCAAACGACCUCAAGACCGCCGUGGAGAAGCUGGACCAGCACGAGUUCAAAGGCUCUCGCGUGACCUGCGUUGCGGAUAGCUUUGAAGACCGUCCCUACCGGGAGCCAUACCGGUCUCGCUCCCCACGCCGGCCCUAUCCUCCCAUGGAUGACUACGACCGAAGGUUCCCUGCGCCCCGUGGAUACAGUCCCCGGGAGCACUAUCGUGAACGAUCACCCGCUCCCAUGCGCGCAGGCUACUAUGAUCGCGAUGGCUAUGGACGCCGCACGCCCCCGCGUCCCCGGAUGGAAGACUAUCCCCCUCCCCGUCGUCCAUACGAGGACCCCUAUGAUGCCCGGCCUCCGCCGCCACCGCGCCACUACGAUGACCCUUAUCUAGCAGCCCGUCCGUAUGGUCGCCCGCGGUCCCCUCCUCGGGGUGAGUACGUUGGAUAUGAGCGUCCGCGCUACUGGUAG
Molecule: messenger RNA, 891 nt
Organism: Penicillium daleae
Lineage: Eukaryota; Fungi; Ascomycota; Eurotiomycetes; Eurotiales; Aspergillaceae
Exons: 6
Coding region: 1-891 (296 amino acids)
Cellular component (GO): cytoplasm; nucleus; ribonucleoprotein complex
Molecular function (GO): mRNA binding
Source: RefSeq, a predicted model, not a curated record